GAGCAGAACCAGAGACUGGGGGGGUCAGACCCGUUGACUUCACAUGGACGGACAGACUCUCUGCAGCAGAACCAGGCCCUGUGGGGGAGCUGAUCUCCAGCUGCACCAGGAGGCCCAGAUGUCCACAAGCUGCAGGAGGAGAACCAGGGAGGAGGAGCAGGAGGUGAAGAAGAGGAGGAGAGACAAAGACGGGAAGGAGAACAGAAACCCUGAAGAGGAUCUGCCUCAGAGCAGAACCACUCGGCACAAAGACCAGACUAGGCUUUCACAGUCCAGAACUAGAGCCAGGACCACAGCCUGUUCCGCAUCUAGGUCUGGCCCCAUGUCCAGAGUUCAAGUCCAGGUCUGCAGACAGGAAAUCAAAACUGCAAGGAUCAGGAAGACCAGGAGUCCGAACCCUGUUCAGAUCCAAGGGUGUGGAGCUAUGACCUCCGCAGACCAGGCUGACCCAGGACCCAGUGACAUACAGACCAGAACCACCUAUGAGGUCAGGUCCAGAUCCACCAUGAAUCUGUCCACAGAGGCCAGCAGGAGUUCAAGCAGGGUUCCAUGUCCAGAACCUAGCAAAACCGAAUCCGGGCUGCAGAGAACCAGGACCAAGUCUGCGGUCAAAAUGAAAAUGAGGAAGAGGAGGAAGAUUCACCCAUCUGCAUUCAGAGGGAGAGGUCAGCUGCGGCUGUCAAUCACCGUGGAGGCGGGGCAGCUCGUCAUUCACAUCCACGAGGCCCGGGGGCUGAUGGGAAAGUCCCGCAGGUCGUGUGACUCAUACGUAAAGGUGACCUCUGACCUGGACCACAGCAUCAGGAGAAAAACACGGGCGGUUCUGGACCGAAAGAACCCGAAAUACGAGGAGAACUUCUCACUGUGCAUCACGGAGCGCCACCUCCUGAGCAGGCUGUUGGUGUCAGUGUUCAGACGACCCCCUGACUCCAGGUGCAGCCAGCUGAUUGGAUGCAUGAGCUUCGGGAUUGGCUCUCUUGUCACAUCGUCACAGCAGCUCACUGGUUGGUUCUACCUGCUGGCAGAGGAGUAUGGGCGGAGCAAACACCUGCGAGUGACAUCACAGAGAAGCAGACCAAUAAAGAGCCUCGAGGGAGAGUCGGAUCAGAAGGAGGAGGAGUUAGGAGAUCUGACACUCGCUCACAGCAGAAGAAGAAGAUCAGAGGGCGGCGCCCGUCAGACGGGAUGUCUCAAAGGUUCUGGUACCGCCUCAGGACCGCAGAGUACUCCGGGUCCAGGACUCAGAUUCUUUUCUGACCUCAGAAAGACCCCGGACUUGGCUCCAGAUACUGACAAGAACAGCACCAACACCAUAACUAACCAGUCCAAGUGCCCGACUUCUGCCGUGACUGGACCCAAAGACCUGGUCCGGCCCAACGUGAUGUCCUGCCGGCCUCUCAGCCUCGACUCGGCCAACGCCAACGUGAGCGGCUCCGUGUCCACGCUGUUCGGCACCACGAAGCAUCUGCCGGUCUCCAUCAGUCGUGGAAAAGAUGGUUUUGGAUUCACGAUCUGCUCCGACGGUCCAGUCAGAGUCCAAGCUGUGGAUCCUGGCGGUCCGGCUCAUCAGUCCGGACUCCGUCAAGGAGACUCGGUCCUGCAGCUCAAUGGGUUCCCUGUAGAAACCUGGAAAUGUGUGGACCUGGCCCAAGCCAUCAGGAGCUGUCCCUCACACAUCGCCAUGGUGGUGUGGAGAGGUUUACCUGAAGUCAGCUCUGGGUGUGAAACUUUGCUCCGCCCACCAGCUCACAGCACCGUAACUGGCAACAAAUUGCUGUCCCACCCCUCCCACAGCAAACAUGGCCACCGGCGGGGUCAGAACUUUGGAGUCCGGUCCAGUCUGGGGGCUCUGGGUUCUCUGUGGAGGGACAGGAAGGAGGAGGAGGAGGGUGAAGAGGAAGAUCAGGAAGUGUUCUCAUCAAACACUGCCACGCUUAAAGGCACUCGUGUGACAUCAUCAAACGGAGACAAUUACAUCAUCCUGUCACCUGUCAGUCCAGGAGGACAGCUCCUUCGUCCGGUUUACCCAGACAGAAACGGAUCAGUCGGUCGUCUGUACCAGACUCACCCCCGCAGAGGUCAGAACCUCCUUCACAAUCCUCAACCCAGGAAAUCACAGCGACCGUCGGCCAGUCGUACCUCCACCCUGCCUCCCACCCAUCCCAGAACCGCAGCAUCCGCCCUGCACGGUAACCAUGGCAACUACCAGAACUGCACCAUCGUUCAGUCCCACCUGCCCAGCUCCGGAUAUGAAAACUACGUGACUCUGGCGCCUAAGACUCUCGUCUUCCCCAUCUUUGUCCAGCCUCUGGACCUCUGCAGCCCGGACAGAACCCUGCUCAUGUCAGAAGAACUGAUCCUGCAUCAGGCCGAUCUGCUGCCAGCCAAGGUCACAGUGUUGAUUUACAGUGAUCUGCUGCUGUUUACCAGAGAGGAUGAAGCCGGGCGCUGUAAUGUCCUACAGAGUCCACUGUACCUGAACACAGUCCAGCUCAGAGAAGUGUCAUCACAGCCGCUCCACAUCUACUUCCUGCAGAGCUCUCAGAGCUGCUGGCGCUGUCUCUUCAGUUUGGAGGCUUUCAGUAUUGAGCAGAAGGUUCGGGUCAGCCUCUGUCUUCAUGACAAUAUCCAACUUCAGCUGGUCUCCACAGAGAUCGGCCGCAGCCAGCAGCUCUCAGACCUCCCCUCAGAUUUUGGCCUCCUCUCUCUUGGACAGUCUGACCUCCUUUAUCAUCCAUCUUCUCCUUACGCCACCCUUUGUGACCCCCAAAGACCUACCGCCCCCUCUCCUUGCUCCUGUGUAUCCCUCCUAUCUGCUUCGACCACUCCUCCUCUACCUCCUCUCUCCUGUGCAUCUGUGUUCAUCUCCUCCUCACCUACCUCCAGGACCAUCUCCUCUCCUCCUCCAUACAUCUGCCCACCUCGUUCAUCCACCUGCUCCACUCUGAGGAGUCCUGUCUGGAAAGAGAGAGGGGAAACCGAAGAAGAAGGAAGAAUGAAGAGGAGAUGGGAAGAGGAGGUCGAGGAGCGGCAGCAGGGGGAGGGGGAGAGCACCUCUGAAACUUCAGACAGUGUGGGAGGUGUCGCUGGGCAGGGCCUCCUGAGCAGCCCCCACCUCUUCGACCUAAAGAAUGAGUAUGAAGAAGAGGAGGAGCGCGAUGAGGAGGAGGAAGGCAGUGAUGAGGAGUUCACCUCCAGACCUGCAGUUCUGCGCCGCUCCCUCUCUGAGGGCUCUUUGCUGCAGGAACCACGAUCUCCACGCUUCCUGUCUGACAGUACCAUUCACCGCUUGACUCGCACAGCGACCUUUGACCUCAGCCUUGCCUCAAGCCCCACCCCAAGUCCUCCCUCCCCUCAGACUCUAAGGAAACACCUGACCAAGGAGGGGGUGUCUCUGCAACACAUGCUGCUUCUGCUCAACGGCACCAAGGGUGAAGAGUACAGAGACCAUCGGCUAAAGAGGAAGAAGUCCAAGAGUUUGAUCGCUGACGUUCGUAGCCGCUUGGCAUUUCUCCGGAGACAGAAAAACUGUGCCGGUUUCCCUGGAAACAGUUUGGAGAAAGCUCUAAGAAACAACAGACCAUCUUUAGGAGAAGUUCUGAGGUGGGCCGAGAGUCUGGAGGCUCUGCUGACCAAUCAGUAUGGUGUGGCAGUGUUUCGUCACUUCCUGAGGUCAGAGUUCAGCGAAGAGAACCUGGACUUCUGGUUGGCUGUAGAGACAUUUAAGAGUACACGCCCCUUUAGUAAGAUGGCUGCUAAAGCUGAAAAAAUCUUCAAUGAGUUUAUUUCCUCCAACGCAGUGAGACAGGUCAACGUGGACUCAUUUGUCAGGGAGUCGACCAAUCAAAGUCUGCGUUUUGAGGUUAACCCCGCCUCCUUCCAGCUGGCUCAAGAUCAAAUUUUUACCCUUAUGGAGACAGACAGUUACCCACGAUUCCUCAGGUCCCGCCUCUACGCUCAACUGGCCAAUCCAAAACUAGAGACGACCUCAGCGCCGUCCAAUCAGGGGAGGUCAGUCAGCCAAUCAUGAGAAGGGAUGAAGAAAAGAAUGAGGUUAACCAAUCAGAACGAGUCCCUGACUGACAGGAUGUCUUUUCAGAGAACAGCCGGCCAAUUAAAGGGACGUUUCACCAGCUGCAUUAUGGGAAAUGUAGGAUGUGCUCACAUUUAGCCUCCAGUGUUUAAGUGCAUAUGUUUUCAGACACCUGAAACAUUUUUUUUUGAUUAGUAACCAAUUCAUAUCAUCAAUUUUUCCCACUGAUCCAAUAUGUGCUCUCUAAUAAACUUUAGUUUAAGACGUGCCAGAUUUAAUGAAGCGUGACCAGUUUGUGUGGAGUCCACACAGAAUCAGACGUGGAUGUUUCUGUCUGACGUCCACCUGAUCGAUGUUUGUAACUGGAAAUGUUUGUACGGCUGAAAAUAUGUUGAACGCUUUGAUUCCUGGCGGUCUCGGUGGAUUUUAUCUUCGUCAGUCAAGUCAAAGCUUUAACCUCAGAUGGAGAAAAACAAUAAAUCCCCCAAAGAAGAAGAAGUUUUAUCGCAGAUUCAUCCAGAGGAACCAGCAGACCGGAAGCUGUGACGCUCGAGCAUUUCAUUAAUUUUAUAACUUUUUAACAAACUAACUGAAGUUAUUAACGUGUUGUUGGAGUCACGGCCGUCAUUCCUUUAACUAAAGGUCACUGAACACCUGUUGCUCACCUGUUCAACCAACAGGCGAGACUGUUUUACAAUAAAACAUGUCAUUGUUGGA
This is a messenger RNA of Nematolebias whitei (Rio pearlfish), 4750 nucleotides long. Its product is annotated as regulator of G-protein signaling 3. The transcript is spliced from 28 exons. Gene Ontology annotation, biological process: signal transduction. The record is from RefSeq and is a predicted model, not a curated record. Bases 44 to 4030 code for a protein of 1328 amino acids. Gene Ontology annotation, cellular component: nucleus; plasma membrane. Gene Ontology annotation, molecular function: protein binding. NCBI's taxonomy places the organism in Eukaryota, Metazoa, Chordata, Actinopteri, Cyprinodontiformes, Rivulidae.